Messenger RNA from Cadophora gregata, 2142 nucleotides. RefSeq lists its product as uncharacterized. Lineage: Eukaryota; Fungi; Ascomycota; Leotiomycetes; Helotiales; Ploettnerulaceae. The record is from RefSeq and is a predicted model, not a curated record. The coding region runs from base 1 to 2142 and encodes 713 amino acids. The transcript has a single exon.
AUGCCGUCUCUCGGUAUGAACAAAACCUGGCAGCGCUUACUGUCACUCAAGCCCAGGAAGCCUGACCAGGAUCAACCCACUGGCAUUAGUAGGAUUGAUUCCACGUUCACUGAUGAAGCUUGGAAUGAGUCUGGUCUCUUCGAGGCUCACUCCGAUGCAGAAACACAGCCAUAUGGCACCCAAGAUGCCUCUCGGCUCGUCGGCCAUGUGCAAUUAUCAAGUCUCCACUACAAGCCAUUGAAUGAAGCGAAGCAGGAUAUCCGGAUUCUCAAUAUCACAUCCGGGCCGAGCGCUGAAGAUAUUGUCUGCACUUUGGAGCACUUCUCUUGCUCUCAGAAAUAUCCAAAUUACACUGCACUGUCGUACUGCUGGGGCACUCUUGCUAAUGCUGUAUCAAUUACUGUUGACGGUGCCCCGGUCUUGGUCACAAUCAACCUGGCAGCAGCACUCAGAGCUCUUCGCUCGAACGGCCAUUCCAAUAUCUGGGUUGAUGCAAUAUGUAUUAAUCAGAAUGACGAGACCGAAAGAGGUCAGCAAAUCUUACGAAUGAAAGCCAUCUACAGAAAUGCUUCCACAACCAUAGCUUGGCUGGGACCUGAUCACAAGAACCAAGCCGCUGUUGCUUUUCAACGGCUCAAGGUACUUGCAGCACGGAAGCCCGAAGACGAGUUUGAGAAUGCCAUUGCGGCACUUUUUACUGGCUAUACAGCCUGGCGGAAUGACCCUGGAUGGUCUUCCGUCAAAGUCUUGAUGGACUUUGCAUAUUGGAAGCGGACAUGGAUCAUCCAAGAAUUGGCUCUUUCGCGGUCCGUUCUUUUCUGGUGGGGACAGUCUUCGAUUGGUCUUGAUUUGCUUGAUACUGCCAUGGCAAAUUUACGGGAGAGGAAACCCAAAGACUAUUUCGAGAGUGGCUACAAAGACAUUCUGUAUCUCUUGGUUAUCGUCGGAAAGACACGCAGCAAACAUGGUCGAGAUUCAAAGGGCAUGAACCUCGAUAGACUCCUAACGUUCUCUUGUCGGUCACUUGCGACCGAACCUAGGGACAAGAUCUUUGGCGUUCUUGGAUUGAGCUCUGAUGGCUCUGCAUUGAUUCCGAAUCCCGACUAUCGAAAGCCUCUUGACACGAUUCUACGUGAACUCACAACCUCGAUGCUACUUCGCCAUGAUAGCAAGAACAAAGUUGGACCAUCAGAUCUGAUCUGUAUCGACAACCCAACAGGUCCAAAAAGACCUGAGCUGCCGUCUUGGGUGAUAGAUUGGACGAAGAUUUGGAAAGGGCCGGCAGGCAAUUUCUGGGCUUCCAGUGUUGAGCGAGGCUUCCAGUCAGGAUACUUAGCUUCAGGCAAAUCAAACGCUAAUCCACUAUUUUCCGAGGAUGGAAUGACCCUGACGAUUCGUGGAUAUGUUGUUGACCGUGUGUGUAGCUUGAGUGCUGUGUAUCUCAUCGGUGGCAAUAAGCCAAAGGCUUUUCUCAGCGAAGGCAAGUCAGGCUCGGCUCUCCAGCAUUCUAUAGGUCAAAAUGUUUACGGAGGUGAGCGCGGUCUUUUCGAAGCGAUUUGGCGCAGCCUCAUUGCCGACAGGAUUGCACACAAGAAGGGCGAACUGUCGACUAAGCAGGCACCAUCGUCGUAUGGCAGCCACUUCGCUCGUAUAUGGUCCGGAGACCUCGAGCGACCGCAAGGCGAGCGGCUCAGACACACAUAUGACUGCAUUACAGCCGUAAAAUCAUUUGAAAUCUACGGACGGACAUUGGAAGAUUGGUCUCGCUUCAACCCACCCGAAUCGAAUGCACCGGACAAACAUGCAGAUUACGACGAGAUUGGCAUACAGGAUUUUGGAGUUGGCAGACCCAUGCCUGGAUUCGAACCCAAUGGAAUGGAAUUUGUAUACGCCUGCAAGUUUCGAGAUAUGUUCCACCGAAGAUUGCUCACGACACGCAAGGGUUAUGUCGGUCUAGCUCAUGCUCAAUCGGAGAUUGGUGAUAUGAUCUGUGUGCUUGAGGGCUGUACUAUCCCCAUGACUGUCCGACCUUGUAACCGCGGGUUUAGGCUUGUGGGCGAUGCCUAUGUUCAUGGCAUCAUGAAUGGAGAAUUCUGGCAAGCACAGCCCCUAUCAUCAAUACAGGAGUUCGACCUCAAGUGA